GAAUCUUACUCUUUGGAUCCUAAGCAAAUAGGCUUAGCAUCAAUAUAUUCGUAUUUGUACGUACACAUAUAAGGGAAAGUGAAAAAGAAAGAAUAUGGCUUCUAGAAAGCCUCAAUUGCUGAAUCCAGCAAUGUUCGUCAUUCUAUGCCUCCUUUCACUGAGUCUUUUUGACUGCUCGGUGUUUGUGCCGAGUAUCCCCGCCACAAUGCCAAAGAUCAUCGAUAUUUUAUCCCACUAUGGGACGACUUACGAUUGUGAGGUUUGUGGUGCGGUUCUGGAGGGUAUCGAUAUUAUGCAGCAUGCGGCAUUGAAUUCAAUGAAGAGCGGCGUGUCUCUUAUAAAACCUCCUAACGUAGGAUCAGGAGUUCAAAAAUGCUUUGAUCUACAGCAUGCGACACUUAAAUAUCCGAGUGGUGCUAAAGUUGAGUUCAGCCAUGAAAUGCACCACUACUGCCACAACAUAUUGGAGUGGACGCUCCAUCUGUUCGAGACUAGCAAUAACAAGAACGACGCCAUAGUCUCGUUCGUAUGGAAAAAUCAUGCUCUUCUUUGCUUUUAUAUUGUUCAGCAGAUGCCGAAAGCUAAUCGUGCCUUCUUUAAGAAUAAACAGAAUAUGUGUACACCAAAGCAGUGCAUCGCUUCAUUGAAGGGGGAGGAAGACAGCAUCACUUUUCAGUUUCCGGAGCCUUCGCAGGUGAGCAGAUCUUCCUAUACGAUUCCGUUAUACACCUACACGUGGUUUCUGCGAUACCCGUUGAAUGCAGCACAUCAAGAACGGUGUCAUCAAUUCUGUGAGGCGACUCUGAACCUAAAGGAACGUGUGCAAUUGUUCCUAUGGAGGCUGUUGGUGGUCUGCAAUGUGCACCACAUUUUAUAUGCGUGCCGACACAUCUAUCCAUGGCUUGUUCGGACCCUGGCUGUCCUGACGUUUCUCUUCUCUCGGGCUAUUGGAAACUAUGGCCCUAUGAAUAUGUAUCCUCCAAAGUCAAAAGACUUGGAUGUUUCGCAGCCUGGGCUCAAGGAUAGCGUGUCGCGCAGCGAUCGUAAUGGAAUCUCAAUGAGAGGGUCUAACUCUCUUAAUCAGGUGAAUGGAAAUCAAGCGAGCGGCUCUAAUUUUGCAUACCAUCUUGACACCUACUACCAGACUCGAUCGAGCCAGACUUCGAAGCGAAAGAAAAGAUAA
Phytomonas sp. EM1 is the source of this 1183-nucleotide messenger RNA. NCBI's taxonomy places the organism in Eukaryota, Euglenozoa, Kinetoplastea, Trypanosomatida, Trypanosomatidae. The record is from the annotation of a GenBank genome assembly.